Molecule: messenger RNA, 660 nt
Organism: Prunus armeniaca (apricot)
Lineage: Eukaryota; Viridiplantae; Streptophyta; Magnoliopsida; Rosales; Rosaceae
Source: the annotation of a GenBank genome assembly
AUGUUGCACGGACACUCCAAACUGCUGGAGUGUCGGAGUAUCGGACACGCUGAUAUAGCUCUGACGCGCCCCGACAAGCAUUGGACACGGUCAACGGUUGGGACAUGGUCAAGACACGGCUCCGACACGGUCAAGACACAGCUCCGACACGGUCAAGACACAGCAGGGACCAGGCUAAAAGUGGAAAAAGACUUUUUUAAACCUAAAUAUCACUUUUUCUGCUGCCAAAGUUCAUUUGCUCCGUCACAGCUCUUCUCCUCCCCUUCUCUUGGUUUUGCACAAGGGUAUAGCCUUCGGGGUAGGCAAGUAUCAGUGGGAGCUGCCUUCGGGGUAGGCAAGUCCACAGUUUCUCAGGUGACUUGGAGAUUCAUUGAAGCAUUAGAAGAACGUGACAAGCACCAUCUCAAGUUGCCUGAUUCCAACAGAAUGGAAGAAAUAAAGUCCAAACUUGAAGAAGCCUCUGGAUUGCCCAAUUGUUGUGGAGCCAUAGAUGGUACACACAUCAUUAUGACCCUUCCUACCGUUCAAACAUCAGACGAUUGUUGUGACCUGGAGGACAACUACAACAUGCUCUUUCUGCAGGGAAUUGUUGACCAUGAGAUGAGGUUUGUUGACAUUGUAACUGGUUGGCCUGGGGGAAUGACGGUGUUUAGAUUUUAA